AUGGAAGAACCCUCCAUAUCACGAUUGAUAAUCGAUCGAGAAACAGAAUGGCUGAGGGUGAAAGAUAACGUCAGUUCGGCGAUGAUGAAGGUCAUGGAGACUAGGUUGGCUACGAUGCCCGGAGGGAAAGAUGGGGAGGCUGCAAAAGUCAUGCGAAAGCAGCUGGAAAGUAGGUUGAAAAGGAUACAAGAACAGAUGUUUGACUUGAGCAAAUACAACUUACAAGUGAAUGGGCAGAAUUAUGAGAACUACGUGGAAGCUACCGAAGGAUUCGACGAAUCCCUUGAUAGACAUAUAUGGGCCCUCCAGGUGGAAAGGACAGAUUGGGAGAGUAAGACAGCGGAGAAACGUAAGAGAUGGCCGGAAAUGUUCUACAGUGUGGAAGAGGAUCUGGAAAUGAGGAGGACCGACGUGGAAUGGCUACCUGAUGAGAAUGAUGGGAAGGAAGAGAACAAACCUCAACUUCAAAAUUUACCUCCUCCAGAACGGCAUGAAGAAGUGAAAGAGACUUUCAAAGUGGUUGUCGACAAUUUAGCUGAAGUGGCCCAAUCUGCGCCAAUACAGCUACAACGUGCGCAGAGAGCGCAAACUGUAAGAGACGAGAUAUCAAGUCUUCCGCCAUAA
Messenger RNA from Kwoniella botswanensis, 624 nucleotides. RefSeq lists its product as uncharacterized. The record is from RefSeq and is a predicted model, not a curated record. Gene Ontology annotation, cellular component: kinetochore; MIS12/MIND type complex. Bases 1 to 624 code for a protein of 207 amino acids. Gene Ontology annotation, biological process: mitotic sister chromatid segregation. The transcript is spliced from 5 exons. Lineage: Eukaryota; Fungi; Basidiomycota; Tremellomycetes; Tremellales; Cryptococcaceae.